Messenger RNA from Monascus purpureus, 3572 nucleotides. Lineage: Eukaryota; Fungi; Ascomycota; Eurotiomycetes; Eurotiales; Aspergillaceae. The record is from the annotation of a GenBank genome assembly.
AUGCAGACUCUUCCACGAUUCCGUUUGAACUGGACCAUCCUUGCCCAAAGCCGGAGAUGCAGUCGAAUAGUACAUUCCGCGCUGCGGCACCCAUCCACCCCGAAAAGUGCAUUCGUCCGGUUUGCAAGCUUGACGUCGGCUUCGGGAAAGCUUGACCUCCCUGCGAUCGAUAGGAAAUGGCAGGCUAAAUGGCGAUUGGAUGAAGUUCGGCCGCCCUCUGUCUCAAAGAAUGGAUCCGAAUCGAAUCCCAAGUCCUACGUCCUCUCAAUGUUCCCUUAUCCCUCGGGCACGCUGCAUAUGGGCCACUUGCGCGUCUACACCAUCUCGGAUGUUCUGGCUAGGUUUUACAAAAUGCGUGGUCAUGAUGUUCUCCAUCCGAUGGGUUGGGAUGCUUUUGGGCUGCCCGCGGAGAACGCGGCCAUAGAGCGAGGGAUUGAUCCUGCAGAGUGGACGAAGGAUAAUAUCGCAAGGAUGAAGGAGCAGAUGAGGAGUAUAUCGGUGUCUUUUGAUUGGGAUAGGGAGCUUGCGACCUGUUCACCCGAAUUUUACAAACAUACGCAGCGCAUUUUCUUGAUGUUAUACGAGAAAGGACUCGCCUAUCGGGAAGAGGCAUUGGUCAAUUACGACCCCGUAGAUAAGACUGUGUUGGCGAACGAACAGGUCGACGCAAAUGGCCGUUCGUGGCGCUCCGGUGCAAAGGUCCAGCAGCUGAAGUUGAGGCAAUGGUUCUUCCGGAUAACCGCCUUCAAAGAGAUGCUGCUAAAGGAUCUUGACUCGCUCGCGGGCGGAUGGCCUGACCAUGUUCUGUCGAUGCAGCGAAACUGGCUAGGGAAGUCUUAUGGUGCGAAAAUCAAGUUUCCUAUAGCUGUGGAAGGUGAAGGCGACAAUCUGGAUGUCAGUGUCUUCACUACACGGCCCGAUACAUUAUAUGGUGUGGAGUAUCUCGCCCUCUCUCUUGACCACCCGAUUGUGUUGAAAACUGCGGAAAAGGAUCCAGAGUUGCGGAAGUUUCUGGACAAUGCUGCGUCACUCCCACCUGACUCCAAGGCAGGCUAUAGACUGUCAGGGGUGAGUGCAUCUCAUCCACUGCAUUUCAUCGACAAGGAGAGCCCCCAUCUGUCCAGAAAGAUCUCUGUUUAUGCUGCGCCUUACGUUCUCAGCGGCUAUGGGGAGGGAGCGGUUAUGGGUGUUCCUGGUCACGACUCCAGGGAUCUAGCAUUCUUCAAGGAGAAUGUGAAUCCCGAAUUCAUAAAUUUGGUCAUCGGGCCAGAGCAAACGGCUGGGGACAACAGUGAUGCUACCAUCGAUUUCGUUCCCACCAAGAACGUAACAGCAUUCACCCAAGAAGGCAUCCUUAAUGCCCGAUGCUGGAAGUACAAAGGGCUCCACUCUCGUGAGGCGGCCAAGCUGAUCGUGGCUGAUCUCAAGCAAAUCGGCUAUGGUGAUUUUGCUGAACGGUGGAGGCUACGAGACUGGCUCAUCAGCAGACAACGCUAUUGGGGCGCACCAAUUCCGAUCAUCCACUGCACCAGCUGCGGCCCUGUGCCUGUGCCUGUCGAUCAGCUUCCGGUCAAGCUGCCGAAAAUCGAGGGUGAUUGGCUGAAGGGCAAGAAAGGCAAUCCCCUUGAGUCGGCCGAGGAAUGGGUGAACACUGAAUGCCCUAGCUGUGGAGGCCCGGCGAGACGAGAUACAGAUACCAUGGAUACUUUUGUUGACUCCUCCUGGUACUACCUGAGGUUCUUGGAUUCUAAGAACGAAACACUCCCGUUCUCCUCUUCCACUGCACGACCUGUUGAUAUCUACAUCGGCGGAGUGGAACAUGCGAUAUUGCACCUUCUCUAUGCUCGGUUUAUCUACAAAUUUCUUGCGCAAUCGGAUUUGUUCCCAGAGAUCUCUCGGACCGGUAAUCUCCCGGGACAGUUGGAGCCGUUUAAGACGCUACUCUCACAAGGAAUGGUGCAUGGAAAGACCUUUACAGAGCCGUCGACUGGACGAUUUCUUCUUCCUUCCGAGGUCGAUCUUACCUGUCCGGACAAACCACUUAUUAAGGGUACACAGGUCACACCCAAUGUGUCAUUUGAGAAGAUGUCCAAGAGCAAGCACAACGGUGUGGAUCCAACUUCCUGUGCGCUGAAAUAUGGUGCCGAUGCCACUCGUGCACAUGUUCUUUUCUCUGCUCCCGUCAGCGAUGUACUGGAAUGGGACGAAUCCAAGGUCGUCGGCAUUGAACGGUGGUUUGGUAGACUAUGGAAGCUCGUGCUGGAUACCAAGCAGAGCUUGGUAUCGGCGUCCUUCUCUUUAUCCCGGGCCGAGUUGCAGUCUACCUCCGGUCAGGCCGCCGGCGUCUCUCUCCAAGGUCUCGGUGACAGCGACGCAAACGCUCUUUUGAACACACAUAACACCAUUUCGUCCAUCACCAACUGCAUCGAAAACAACCCGUACAGCCUGAAUACAGUUAUUUCCGACUUGACAAAGCUCACGAAUUCUCUGUCAUCAUCUUCCCCUACAUCACCGCGGGUCGGUUAUCUAUGCAUAUCGAGCCUUGUCCGUCUCCUAGCGCCAGUCGCCCCCGGCCUCAGCUCGGAAUGCUGGGAGAUCCUGAAUAUGCCACUGCUACGUGGUGAUGCGUUGGAUACGUUACCUGCUGUCUUUGACUGUCCAUGGCCGACCCCUCUUCUGACGGCAGAACAAGCGGAUGUCCUCUCUACCCGCGGAGGCCAGACCGUUGCAGUUCAGAUCAACGGCAAACUGCGAUUCACAGUCACGAUCCCACGGAUGCUUCCCCCAACGACGACUGGCAAUUCGAGCGGAAAAUCCGAGGGGGCCACCGAGGAACAAGACUGGAUCAUCAGCCGUAUCUUGGAGACGGAUGCGGGUCAGCUCUGGUUGCGAGUGAGGAAUGACUGGGAGAAGCGGAGGCGGGUGAUUGUGGUCAAGGGAGGGAAACUGAUGAAUGUGGUCUUCUAAUUGCCAGUGUAUAUAUCUGCCCAUGUAUUACUGCCCUAUAGCAUUGUGCACAGUUACCUUUAACCCAAGGAUUCUGGUCAAUUGCGAUUAUUUCGAGGAUAAUAAUAGUCUGCCAGAUGCAUCCGCUUGAACCGAAGGAGCCACAUCUUCCGGAACUGAGCAUUCCGGCUGCAGCAGGCAACGCGCGUUCUCAAAUUGCGGACAAUCUAAGGUGGAUUGUUCCCCUCACGGCGUUGAGGCAGUUGGAGAAGGGUUAAUUAAUUUGUACCUGGAAUUGAUCAAGACAGCGGCAGCUUCGGCAGAAGAGCGGAGGAAGAUCGGGAAUCCCCUCAUUAUGUCAGCAUUCCCCUCGUGAGGGGAUGCCACUGUGCCCACAGCUUUCAGCAGAAGAAAUGCGCAGUAAAAGUGGUGAGACGCACAGAGAGGGUAAUAAUAGUUAAUAAUAGCUGGAUUGAUGCUCCCAUGCGGAGAAAAGAGAGGAGCAUGAGAGAGCAGCAAUUAGCACUGAGAGUAGCAAGUCCAUACACCCUAAAUUGCACUCGACUGUCCAGCGCAUCAAGGUCCCUCUUGUCCCUCUUGCUGAGGGGAAGCUCAAUUCCUCCCCG